Molecule: messenger RNA, 1170 nt
Organism: Protomyces lactucae-debilis
Lineage: Eukaryota; Fungi; Ascomycota; Taphrinomycetes; Taphrinales; Protomycetaceae
Exons: 1
Coding region: 135-1082 (315 amino acids)
Cellular component (GO): cytoplasm
Source: RefSeq, a predicted model, not a curated record
GUGAUUCUAAGUGUUGCGUGCAACCAUAGACCCAUCUGAAGAUCCAGUCGACCGAGGACGCCUCGAGCUUGGAACUGAGAGCAGCUGGUCAACGCUACCGAGACUAACCAAGCUUGCAUUGCCAAGUCACACCAAUGCUGCUUCUGAAGAGCGCUGAUGUAGACCUCCUGAUAGAAAAUCUCUCCAUUGACGAAAUCAUGCAGCUGUGUACAGAAUCACUACAAGCCAUACCCCACGCCGACCACAAAACCUGCCCUACUAGACUCGUCGUUGAGACUGAUAAGUACACAUCUUUGCAUAUGCCAUGCGCCUACAAGGGAACAGUCUCGGAAAAGGUGGUUGGUAUUUCCAAAGCUGGUCUAUCCGCUUAUUUGACUCUGCUGAAUGCCGAGACUGGCGCAAUCCAAGCUCUGAUGAACGCUAAACGGCUGACGGCACUCCGGACAGCUGGUUGCUCACUUGUGUCAAGCUACAUGGCUUUCAAGGCCAAACGUGAGCCGACAAAUCUUGUCGUCUUUGGGUCUGGAGAUCAAGCACAAAUGCACAUUUCCCUGCAUUGUAGGUUGUUCGAAUCCAGUCUGAGUAACAUCACUGUCAUUGUUCGCGAUUUGACUUCAACAAAUUGCCUCAAGUUGAAGACUAUCUGGUCUCAAGCUACAUUUCUUCUAGCAGAGGAUGGUCGUUGUCGAAAAGCCGUCCAAGAAGCAGACAUCGUCUGCGGCUGCACGCCAUCUGUUCAACCACUCUUUGACUCUGCCGAUUUGAAGCCCACCGCGCAUGUGACGCUGAUUGGAGCAUACAAGCCCAACAUGCGAGAAGGCGACACCAAUCUGUUUAAGCAUCAAGUUUUCGUCGACUCAUUGAAGGACUGUCUGCACGAAGCGGGCGAUCUUAUGGCGGCCAUCGAGGCAGGGGUUUGUUCGGCAGCAAAUCUCACACAGCUCGGCGAGGCAGACAAAAUCUCAACAGGCAUCACCGUCUAUAAAUCUGUUGGAACGAGCUUGAUGGACGCAGCCCUCGCACAAACCAUUUUCGCUAAAGCAAAGAAACUCAACGUCGGUACAAUUGUCGGUGAUUUUUAAGCGCCGGGAGUUCCGAAUCCCGCGCGCAGUGACCCCACACCUGGAAGACACUCUAUCUUCAAGCCACGUACCACAUUACACACGCGAC